Messenger RNA from Terrapene triunguis (Three-toed box turtle), 3546 nucleotides. RefSeq names its product family with sequence similarity 91 member A1 (gene FAM91A1). The coding region runs from base 111 to 2639 and encodes 842 amino acids. Gene Ontology annotation, biological process: intracellular protein transport. Lineage: Eukaryota; Metazoa; Chordata; Testudines; Emydidae. The transcript has 24 exons. The record is from RefSeq and is a predicted model, not a curated record. Gene Ontology annotation, cellular component: trans-Golgi network; cytoplasmic vesicle.
CGAGGUGUCGGUAGAGGCUGCGCGGCGGGAGGGAGGAGCCCGUGCUGGAGCGCCCCCCUGCGUUGGGGCUGUGAGGAGCGGGUGGCCGUAGCCUGUCCCGGCCCCUCGCCAUGAACAUAGACGUGGAGUUCCACAUCCGCCACAACUACCCCUGGGCCCGCCUGCCUGCCAGCGUCCGACAGGGUCUUGGAAACUCUCAGAGGGAGUAUGAAAAGCAGGUUGUACUCUAUAGUAUCCGCAAUCAGCUACGAUACCGAAAUAACUUAGUUAAGCAUGUCAAGAAAGAAGAACGAAAAUACUAUGAGGAACUGUUAAAAUACAGUAGAGAUCAUCUCAUGCUCUACCCUUACCAUUUGUCUGACAUCAUGGUAAAAGGCCUGAGGAUAACACCAUUUUCGUAUUACACAGGAAUAAUGGAGGAUAUAAUGAACAGUGAAAAAAGCUACGAUUCAUUGCCUAACUUUACUGCUGCUGACUGUCUACGGCUUCUUGGUAUAGGAAGAAACCAGUACAUUGAUCUAAUGAACCAGUGUAGGUCAUCAAAAAAAUUUUUCAGAAGGAAAACUGCUCGUGAUCUGCUACCAGUAAAGCCGGUGGAGAUUGCCGUAGAGGCCUGGUGGGUGGUGCAGGCUGGCUACAUCACAGAGGAUGACAUAAAGAUUUGUACUACAUCUGAGAAAUCUGUUAUUGAUAAGAUAAUUGAUUCAGGUCCUCAGCUUGCUGGAUCACUAGACUACAAUAUAGUUCACAGUUUAUAUAACAAAGGAUUUAUUUACCUUGAUGUACCAAUAUCUGAUGACAGUUGUAUAGCAGUGCCUCCACUUGAAGGUUUUGUAAUGAACAGACUGCAAGGUGAUUACUUUGAAACUCUUCUCUACAAGAUAUUUGUUUCAAUAGAUGAACACACUAAUGUGGCAGAGCUUGCAAAUGUUCUAGAGAUAGACUUAUCACUGGUGAAGAAUGCUGUGUCCAUGUAUUGUCGAUUGGGUUUUGCCCACAAAAAAGGCCAAGUAAUGAAUCUGGAAAAUCUUCAUUCAUCAUGGAGGAACAUUCCUUCUAUAAAUCGACUGAAGAGUACUUUGGAUCCGCAAAAGAUGCUGCUUUCAUGGGACAGUGGGGAAAACAGGACUCCUGUACAGGAAGCUGGUUCAUCAGCUACAGAUACUGACACCAACAGUCAAGAUGAUCCAGCUGACACAGCCAGCGUGAGCAGCUUGAGUCUGUCUAGUGGACACACAAAGCGUAUUGCCUUCCUGUUUGAUUCAACUCUCACUGCCUUUCUAAUGAUGGGGAAUCUUUCACCAAACUUGAAAAGUCAUGCGGUAACUAUGUUUGAAGUUGGAAAAUUAUCAGAUGAGUCUCUGGACAGUUUUCUUGUGGAACUUGAAAAGGUUCAAAGCACAGGUGAAGGGGAGGCACAAAGAUACUUCGAUCAUGCACUUACUUUGAGAAACACAAUACUGUUUUUGCGGCAUAACAAGGACCUAGUGGCACAAGCUGCACAACCUGAACAUCCAAAUAAUGGUUUUCCUUUGGAUCUCUUACGAUGUGAGAGUUUGCUGGGCUUGGAUCCUGCAACCUGCAGUAGAGUUCUAAACAAAAACUAUAUACUACUUGUCUCCAUGGCGCCACUCACCAAUGAAAUUCGACCCAUCAGCAGCUGUACCCCCCAGCAUAUUGGACCAGCUAUACCAGAAGUUAGUUCAGUUUGGUUCAAAUUGUAUAUUUACCAUAUUACUGGUCAAGGACCACCAUCCCUAUUGCUAUCUAAAGGGACAAGGCUUAGAAAACUUCCAGAUAUUUUUCAGGGUUAUGAUCGCUUACUAAUAACAUCUUGGGGUCACGACCCAGGAGUAGUCCUAACUUCGAACGUAUUGACAAUGUUGAAUGAUGCUUUAACACAUUCUGCCGUUCUAAUUCAGGGACAUGGCAUGCACGGAAUGGGGGAAACUAUGCAUAUUCCUUUCCCAUUUGAGGAAGCAGAACAGCAAGGAGACUUCUCUCGUGUGAAUAUGGGCGUUCAUAAAGCAUUGAGAAUAUUAAGUGAUAAAGUGGAUUUGCAGCAUUUUUGUGGAUAUGUUACCAUGUUGAAUCCUUCCAGUCGACACACAAACAGAAAGCUCAGUGAUGCUUCUGAUGGAAAAGGUGAUCUUGAAUUGGCAUCAGGAUCUGAUGUAAAUGGGAGCACAGAAUCAUUUGAAAUUGUUAUUGAAGACACAUCUGUGGAUUCUGCAGCUAAGCAAAGCCCUGAAGUACCCACAACAGAACUGGAAUGGGUUCCCCUGGAAUUAUGCUUUGGAAUUCCACUCUUUAGCUCUGAAUUAAACCGGAAAGUCUGCAGAAAAAUUGCUACCCAUGGACUAUGUAGAAAAGAAAGCCUUCAAAAACUCUUGCAUUCCAGUAGAAAGCUGUCCCUACAGGUUCUUAACUUUGUUUAUUCAUUCCAGGAAGGUAUUUCAACACUGGAUCUGCUCUCUGACACCAGUUCAAGUUUGUUUUCACAACCUACUUCUGCAGACAUAGGUGUUCCACUUCCUGCCAAGAAUCUAAUGUUCAAAGAAGGCAUGUUAUCCGAAUGGAAUGGACAAUCCCCGUCCCCAGUUCUUAUUGCAAACGUACUUAAAGAACAAAUCAAAUAGUUUGGUUUCACCGUGCACUGCUCACUUAAUGCCUUUUUUCUUUGUCUAUUACGAUUAAUUUAUACUGCAGACCACUAAGAAGUGUUUUGCUGCUGCAGCAUAACCCAUAUUAAAGUAGUGUUUUUAAGUGUGUUGUGUUGCAGUACUGGGGAAACACACUGUAUACAACUUGUUAUUCGUUGGCGCAUUUCCUGCUGCAACAGAAAGCUCUUCCGCUAUCAGCACUAUAUUUGUAUCUUGAGAUAAUCGCUAUUUCUUUUAUAAUUCUAAACACACCCUUUUUAGGCUUUCUGAUUAUUGUUAAAUUUCUAUGCUGUCACCACAAAAUUGCAAUAGUAAUUUUAUAUGUUCGUUGCUCAGACAUAUAAAUCCUGUUUAGUUUUGUAUUUUAUUACUGAAUUCUGUUUAUAGGUAAGAAAUUUGGCUCUGGAAAGGCUCAGUAGUGUUCAAAUAGUAAAAAUUCUUUAUCAAGGUGGUAUUAUGGGGCAUUAAGAAUUGUUGCCGAUGUCUGUAUAUUAUGUAGAUCAGCCUGAUGAUAAUGAAGGUUUGGUUUGGUAAAUCAACAUAACAAUAAUGAAUUGACACUUUCUAUGAGGUCUUAAGUUUUGAAGACAUAAAAUCCUGCUGAUGCCUCUAGGAAAUCUUGGAAAAAGAUUGGGUCAAUUUCAUCCUUGGUGUAACUUCAUGGAGAGCAAUGGAAUUGCACCAGGGAUUAAUUUGGUUCCCUCUGUUCCUAGAAAGCUGUUUACAUAUGUAAUAGUGUAUUUCUCUUGUCCAUUGUUUUAUUGGAGCACUUACAUAAAACUAGGAUCUUUGCGCCUUAAGCAUGUUUGCUUCUCUCAUAUGCAGUGUUGUUGGGGUCGUGUUGGACCCAGGAUAUUAGAGAGACAAGGUGGAUGAGGUAAUA